Messenger RNA from Funneliformis geosporum, 1012 nucleotides. The record is from the annotation of a GenBank genome assembly. NCBI's taxonomy places the organism in Eukaryota, Fungi, Glomeromycota, Glomeromycetes, Glomerales, Glomeraceae.
UACUGCCACGACAGAAGAGGAAGACAUAUCCCUUGAAAUUCAACUACAAAUAAUAGAAAACUUUUUUGAAAAGAAUACAAAUUGGUUAUUGAUCAAGUUUCUUAAUUAUAGAGCGAAAGAUGAUGAGUUUACUUACGAUAAAAGAAAGGAGCAUUUGUUGUAUAAGAGUGUUCUAAGCCUAUUAUCUAAGGAUUAUGCACAAGCUCAAAAAUAUCUCUCUAGUUUUGAAGCAUAUGCUAUUGCCAUAACGCAACUGGAUGCUUACGUACCAACUAGUUAUCAGACUUCAUGUCAUGUUAUGAAUGAGAAGACUUCCGAAGUUGUAAACAUUUUUUGGAACUCAAUUGACAAAAAACUCUGUGAUUCCAAAAUUGAACAUGUAGAAACUAAUUACGACCUGGGCAUUGCUACCGAAGUGACUCAACAAAUGGAAACAUAUAUAAAAUCAUCAACUACCAGAGUUACAAAGCGUUUUUCAAACAGCUGUCAAACAAAUCCUUUGAAACACUUAGCACAGGUCAGCACUUGCUAUUAUUAUAGAAGAGACUAUUCUGAAUCAAUUUCUAAUUCAUCUGAAGAAGAGGACCAUGUUGAUGAUGAAACCCAUAAGAGAUCAAAGAGAAAAGUUGGUAAUGAUUCUGAAGGCCUACAAGAGUCAAUGGAAGAUGAUUUAUAUUUCGUUUCAGAACAUGUUCCAUGUUUUGGGCUGGACUUUAAUGAAGUUUUAAAUCAUCAUGUUAACCGAGAAAUUUUAGAAAUUUAUAAUAAUGCGAAGCAAUGUGAUCCCAUCAAAAUGGGGGUAAUAAACCUUGAAGAUAUUAAAAAAAAUCAAACAAGACCAUUUAAAGUGAUAUCAGAAAUAUUUAAGAAAGACUUCAGAAAUAAUGAUAUCAAUUCAAAGGUGAAGAUGAUGCUAAGAGAAAUAGGAGAUAUUUCAGAUAUUUCUGACGCAAAAGACUUUCUAUCUAAAUACAUCCAAGAAUUGUUAUCAUUUAACUUUGAUACAGCUUAG